GUUAACAAAAACUACUUCUUCAUUAGCAUAUUGGAGAGGUUGAUCAAGAGAAAAUGGGGGCUUGUUUUUCUUGCGACUCAUCCUCCAUAUUGAAGCAUAUCCGUGUGGUUCAUAUGAACGGUUAUGUGGAGGAUUUUGAGCAACCAAUUUCAGUGAGGCAAGUAAUUGGGCACCCCUCAAAACACUUUCUCUGCACUUCUACUCAGCUUCUUUCCGCUUCCUCAAAAUCAAUGACCGGAGACACACACCUUCAACCUGGGCAAGUCUAUUUCAUGCUGCCAUAUUCAGUGCUACAAGCUGAUGUUUCUCCGGUGGACCUUGCUGGCCUUGUAAAGAAACUCAGCGCAGUAGCCAAAGCAUGUCCUUUGUCCACCCAAAAUCAACCUGUAAGAGGUGGUUCGGCAGAGCAAUAUGGUGUUGGUAAGAUGAACAUUGGUGGAAGAAGCCCUUGCAGAGUACAACCUUGGAAACCUGUGUUGGACACCAUAUCAGAGAAGCCAUAUCAUAGGAGGAGUGAAUCGGAUUGGCAAGAAUGUUAUUGAUGGUUGGAUAACCUUUCAUUCAGGUAGCCAUAUGCAGAGUGGUGUGCUUUGAUUAUUAAAAAGAUUGAGAAGGAUAUGUUUCGGUUUGCUGAAGCUUUCGUGUUGGGGAAUUGGACUUGCAUAAUGUAUUUUAGAGUUUUCUUUUUUAUCUGAUUAUCCUAAGCUGUCCUUUCGAAUGUCUCUGCAUGUUAUCUAUUGAGCACCUGAUACUGAUACUGUAAAUUUCUAAUUUAGAUUGUAUUUAAGAUAAAAGUGAGUUAAGAUACAAUAAAGAUGGAUUAUCCUUCGAUGUUUGGUCAAAA
This is a messenger RNA of Vigna unguiculata (cowpea), 844 nucleotides long. RefSeq lists its product as uncharacterized. NCBI's taxonomy places the organism in Eukaryota, Viridiplantae, Streptophyta, Magnoliopsida, Fabales, Fabaceae. The record is from RefSeq and is a predicted model, not a curated record.